Lates calcarifer (barramundi perch) is the source of this 857-nucleotide messenger RNA. RefSeq names its product homeodomain-interacting protein kinase 1. Gene Ontology annotation, molecular function: transcription corepressor activity; SMAD binding; ATP binding. Gene Ontology annotation, biological process: intrinsic apoptotic signaling pathway in response to DNA damage by p53 class mediator; positive regulation of transcription by RNA polymerase II; smoothened signaling pathway. The transcript is spliced from 6 exons. Bases 75 to 857 code for a protein of 260 amino acids. The record is from RefSeq and is a predicted model, not a curated record. Gene Ontology annotation, cellular component: cytoplasm; PML body; nucleus. Lineage: Eukaryota; Metazoa; Chordata; Actinopteri; Centropomidae.
AUCAGGUCAUUUGGUUAGUUCACCUAGUUAACUGAAACACGUCUUAUAGACCACAGUUAGUUGAUGUAUUUAAAAUGAAGGAGUGGAACGUUUGGAAAACUAAUUUUGGCGGCAAAAAGCCAUCAAGUGUGCUGCCAUCAAGUAAAGCUUCAAGCUGCUUGGAAGAUGACAAGACCAAAGGAGUGAGUUAUGAGGUGCUCAAGAGCGACAUACUGCGCAGCAGGACAACUCGCUAUCUCAUUCGAGAUAUAAUCGGAGAGGGCUCAUUCGGCAAAGUUACAAAGGCUGUGAAUCUAAACACAUCACAGGAAGUGGCCCUCAAGAUCCUUAAAACUGAGGACACUGCUGACAGAGAGAUCAAAAUGCUCGAUGUCGUGAGCAUCCUGGACCCAGUGAAGAACAGCGUGGUUCAGUUCUUUGAGAGGUUCGACCACAAAGGACAAACCUGUCUAGUAUUUGAAAAGCUAGACAGGAGUCUUUUCGACUUCUUCGUCGAACGAGAGGGGAGACCACUCUCACUAAAUGAGAUACGGCCAGUAGCACACCAGUUGCUGACGGCCUUUGACGCUCUGAAGGGCAUUGGUGUCGUCCACUCAGACCUAAAACCAGACAACGUGAUGCUCGUCAAUCACUCUAGUACGCCCUUCAGAGUGAAGUUAAUAGAUUUUGGUGUGUCUUUCAAGACCACAGAAAAGAUGCAGGGGAUGACCAUUCAGCCUGUGGGCUACAGGGCACCAGAAGUCAUCCUGGGUCUCCCCAUCACAGAGGCCAUCGACAUGUGGGGUCUUGGCUGUCUUCUUGGGUUUUUGUACCGUGGCCAAGACCUGUUUCGCAGACUUGCGAGUACCAGUCAAUGA